AUGUCUUCCCGCGACGAUGCGUCUCACGGCGCAUCACCUCCCUCCUACGAACCCUCAUCUUCGACUACCGGCGCACCCCCGACCUAUGCCAGCUUCUCCCCCGUAACACUCUCUGCGAAUACUCCAUCUCGAUCCUCACGACGAUCAACUAUCCUCGUCCACCAAAAGAGCCCCCUGCUCCUCGCUACUCCUCCUCAAAUCACCCGCGCCCUCGCCUACAGCCACCCUUUCCUCCUUCCCUUGAAUACACUUGCCGGACUCCUCACUUGGAGUACUGGAGAUCCCUGGCAAAGCUUUCUAUUAUUAAGCUUCUUCUGGGCGGUUGUUCUGUAUGGCGAUGUAGUAAUAACGUGGGCCGGCCCAAUCCUGGUCGGAGUUGCCCUCAUUGCCGGCAUGUACGGCCGGAGAUACAGUCCCCUCAGUAGUAGUGGGUGGACUGAAUCCCGGGGCCAAAAUACUGGUACCAAGGGAGCAAACCAAAACGCCGACGAGAGCAGCCAGCAGAACGGCAAAGCAAACGCUGGCGAGAAACAGUCGAAACAUGUUAGAGGAAACUCCGAGGUCACCAACACAAAACAUCAAAAGACACUAGACGAGAUCGUCGAGACUCUUAAACAGCUUACAGGAAGAUGUAAUGUUCUCAUGGAGCCUUUGCUCGACAUGACGGAUUUUCUCAGCACUCAAACAACCGCAAUCAGUGCUACCACGAGACCAGCGCUGACUGUCAUCUUCAUGCGACUGCUUAUUAUCACGCCCAUCUGGAUCGCGCUUACUGUUCCGCCGUGGAGAGUCGUCACCACCAGACGUGUAAUACUAGUGGCUGGAACUAUCAUUCUGACUUGGCAUGCAAGGGUUCUCCGAGUAUCGCGGGCCAUUCUCUGGAGAAGCUCCACAGUUCGGAGACUUGCUGCCGGUAUUACCGGUCUCCAUUUUGAUACUCCCGAACAACCCUUCCGAAAGGACUUGGCCCAGGCUUCCAAGAAGGGCACGGAUCGUGUGGCUCAGCAAGGAGAUUCGGAACUUACCAAGGCUCUUGGGAAAGCGACAAGUUUUCAAACCAACCGCAGAAACGUUACAGGAAAGACGGCAGGAGUCAAGUUUACUUUCAUCAUAUACGAGAACCAAAGACGAUGGAUCGGUUUGGGUUGGACCAAUAAUUUAUUUGCAUAUGAACGAGCUGCAUGGACGGAUGAUCACAACAACUCAGUGCCUGCUAAAGAUGACUUUGAACUACCAGAUGUAUCAGACGGAAGCCAUAUGGAGUGGAGAUGGGUUCCUGGGAGCCGCUGGCGUGUCGAUGGUGUAUCUGAUGAGAGUGGCCCGAUAGACUAUGAUGGGAACGAGGGGAAGAGCGGAUGGAUCUUUUACGACAACAAGUGGCAACACGGCCAAAGAGGUUCAGAUGGCUGGGGUCGUUGGACAAGACGAAGAAAGUGGUACCGCGAUGCCGAGCUUGUCGAAGUUGAUCAGAACGCAGACUCCAAGGAAGCUUCGAAAGACAAGGAAUCCCCAGCAGUAACGAAACUACGAUCUCAACCAUACGCCAGUAACGAAGCAAUGGUAUCGACACGAACCGCCGAGGUACAAGCAGAGGACACCAGUAACGAUGACGCAAGCUCCAAAGUAGCAGACGAUUCCUUGUCAGUACACUCGACAUCCUCAAAAUCUUUCCUUCGGUCGCCUUUUCUGCGAAAACGAGCCACUGACCGACCUGGAGCCGAUAAUAAGGAACGCACCAGACGAGACAGUAGAACCAGUAGGACGAGCAGUCUGUACAACGACGAUGACGCCGAUGCUUUAGGUGCGGAGCUGGCUUUGGAGAUUCAGAAACAAGGUAGGCCUGGAGGACAAUGGGGUAUUGGCGACGAGGCACGAAUGAGUCUUGAGUAA
Fusarium venenatum is the source of this 1890-nucleotide messenger RNA. RefSeq names its product integral peroxisomal membrane peroxin-domain-containing protein. Gene Ontology annotation, biological process: peroxisome organization. The record is from RefSeq and is a predicted model, not a curated record. Gene Ontology annotation, cellular component: peroxisomal membrane. Lineage: Eukaryota; Fungi; Ascomycota; Sordariomycetes; Hypocreales; Nectriaceae.